AUGAAUUUUAAGCAUUCUGUUGCAUUUGAAAGAAUACGCCCCACCAAAAUCCUUGCAGCAACAAAAUGGUUAAUACAGAAUAGUACUUUAUUCAAAGCAGAAGGUAUCGAAUUGAAUGAGUCUUGGGAUUGCCAAGAUGCUGAAUCAGAGGACGAAACUGAAAUAAAUUCUACAUCGACCACAAAUUCAGCAGAAGAGUCCAUCAUAGAAGCUUGGACAGAAGAAGGUAGUGUGGACGAAAGGCCAACGGGCAAUAUGGACACUCUAAUGCAAAGUAUUGACUUCCGAGAAUUUAAUCAGGUUUUGAGUGUUGCUCCAGGUGAAAACUUUAGCCCUCUGAGUAUAUUUCAAGAUAAAAAUGCAGAAUUUUUAGCAUUUCCUACCAUCUAUUGUGGUGAAGCAAGACCAGACAACACAUUAAGAACUGUUCCUUUGCAUUACAGUACUAUUUGCAAGUGGGAGUUGAAAAAUGUUGAUAGGAGAUGUGCACAAUGUGUUCCAAAUCUAUUUUACAAGUUGAAAAGAAUACAAAUUAAGCAAAUCCAGGACAAAGUAAUGCUUGCUAUGCGGAAGUGCAAACUACAGGGUAAGAAAUACACUGCAGCACAAAUACUUGACUCGCAAACUGCGGACUCCAUUGUUCGAUUGAAUGAAGGAUUUCAUGUUCUCCGGAAAUUACGAGGAUCACCCCCUUACUGGGAAAAAGCUAAAAGUGACAUUUUUGCCAUGAUCAGGCAACUGGGUUUACCUACUUGGUUCUGUUCAUUUUCUGCAGCGGAAACGAAAUGGACACCACUACUUAAAACACUUGGAGAGCUUAUAGAAAAUGUAACCUACACAGAAGAGGAAAUUAUGAACAUGAGCUGGGAACACAAAAGUAAACUAAUUAAGUCUGACCCAGUAACUUGUGCAAGAUAUUUUGACUUCAGGUUUAACAAAUUCUUUGCAGAGGUAUUGGGCCACAAAAUGAACCCUGUAGGUUUUAUUGAAGACUUCUUUUACAGGAUUGAGUUCCAGCAGCGAGGCUCUCCUCAUGUGCAUAUGCUUCUUUGGAUCAAAGAUGCCCCAUCUGUUCAAACUCACUCAUAUGAAGAAGUGUCUCAAUUCAUUGACAAGUAUGCAACUUGUGAAAAGCAUGGGGCAGAUGAUUUCCUGAUAAAUUACCAAACACAUCGUCAUGCUAGGACAUGUAUGAAAAAGAAUAAACCCAUAUGUAGAUUUCAUUUUCCCAUACCGCCAAUGCCUCAGACUGUUGUUCUUGCACCUCUGGAUGAAGAUGAUCAGAAUUUCUCAACAGCUUUUAUAUCUUACCAGAAAAUUGUAGAUUACCUUAAUUCAUCAAAGUUCAGAGAGUCUGAAAUUGAAAUGACAUUUCAAGAAUUUUUAUCAGAAUUGCAAAUCAAUGUGGAAUGCUACAUCAGGGCAGUGAGGUCAUCUUUGAAACAAGAAAAAAUUUUCCUGAAGCGAAAUCCAAAUGAAGUGAGAAUUAAUGCAUACAAUAGUGUUCUACUAAAGAGCUGGCAAGCAAAUAUGGACAUUCAGUUUAUUUUGGAUGCAUAUGCAUGUGCCACUUACAUUGUGUCCUACAUUUCUAAAGGUCAGAGAGGAAUGUCGAACUUGCUGCGGCAUGCUUGUGAAGAAGCAAGACAAAAUGACUCUGAUAUUCGCCAACAAGUGAGACGUAUAGGAAACAAGUUUCUCUCUCAUGUUGAGAUAGGUGCUCAAGAAGCAGUGUACCUGGUACUUCAAAUACCACUGAGGCAUUCAUCAAGGUCCGUGACUUUUAUUAAUACUGCUCCCAUAGAUGAGCGUGUUGUUUUGUUGAAACCUAGGCAUGUUUUAGAAGAACUGAAAGAAAGCAGUACAGAUAUUGAAGCUGGUAAUAUUAUAAAACUGUAUCAACAACGACCAAAAGUUCUUGAGGGAAUCUGCCUUGCUGAUUUUGUGUCCUGGUUUCAAGUUAAGUAUCACAAGGAAAACAUCAAACAGAACACUUCAGAAGAGUUGCCUGAAAAUGAGCCAGAAGAAGAAAUUUCAGAGGAUGCAAUUCCUGUCACGUCAAAUUCCUGUGAAUUUGCUCAGAGUUACAUGUUUAGGAACGCAAGAUACAAGUCAUGUGAAAAUCAAAUUCAGCAGAAACUUUCUGAAUAUCAACAAGGUGGAAAGGCUUUGAAUGAUAUGGAAAACAUGCUUCAUAAUGUAGAUGCAGAGGAUUUGUGUACAGAUUUUCUUGCUCCAGGAAAUGAACAUGAGGAAGAAAUACACAGAGAAGAAGGAUCAACUCUCUCAGAAAAAUGGGGUUGUUUUGAUCCUGGUAAACAUGCACCAGACUAUGACAUAGGCCUUGAACUUGGAAUUCAACAAAAACAACUUGAUGAGGAUAUUUCUCAAAUGGGUGAAAUGAAGGACAUUCCAUACAGGGAAAUGUUGAGAGACCUCAAUCAUCAGCAAAGGGAAUUCUUUUAUCAUAUACUACACUGGCUGAAAACUAAGAAAGAGCCUUUGUAUGCUUUUUUAUCUGGUGGAGCAGGAGUUGGAAAAAGUGUACUUACAAGAGCCCUUUAUCAAGCAUGGUUGAAAUAUUACUCUCACCAAGUUCAUGAAAAUCCAGACAAUUUGCAUGUUCUUCUCUGUGCACCAACUGGAAAGGCAGCCCAUAAUAUAAAUGGUUCUACAAUCCAUGCAGCAUUUUGUAUUCCAGUUGGUAGAGGAUUUGCUUACAAACCACUAGACAUGCAACAAUUAAAUACCUUGCGAACACGAUACAUGAGUUUAAAGGUCAUUUUUAUAGAUGAAAUUUCAAUGGUAGGUUAUGGCAUGUUUAAUUUCAUGAAUCUCAGACUGCAAGAAAUAAAAGGAUGCACAAUGCCUUUUGGUGGUGUAAAUAUUGUUGCAGUAGGUGAUCUGUUUCAGCUAAAACCUGUCAUGGAUGGUUGGAUUUUUUCUCUGCCUAAUACAGACUAUGGUCCAUUAGCAGCAAAUCUGUGGAGAGACAAUUUCAAGUUGUUUGAAUUAACCAUAAUAAUGCGCCAAAGGGAUGACAGGACAUUUGCUGAACUGCUGAACAGAUUGCGAGAAGGAAAUCAGACUGAACAAGACAUCAGUCUACUAUGUCAAUGUGUGAAAGAAGAGACUCCAGAAAUUACAAGUAUACCCCACUUGUUCACUACCAGAAAGGAAGUACAAUCUUACAAUAACAAGAUAUAUGAAAUGGCAGAUGAAUCACAGAAAGUAAGCAUUAAUGCUCUUGACUGGGUUAUUGGAACACCUGAUGACGCUGUGAAAUUAAAAGUGUUAACAAGAGUCCCUGAUGAUUGUGCAAAAACAAUGGGGCUAUCUUCCAUGUUGUUCUUGGUUAUUGGAGUUCCAGCUGAAAUAACCAAUAAUGUUAAUGUUCAAGAUGGAAUCACAAAUGGUGCGUCAUGCACUGUAAAACUCUUUGAUUAUCGUGUGGAAGGAUCAACAAGGUGUAGCAUCAUUUGGGUGCAAUUUGAUGAUGAAAACAUUGGAAAGGAGUUGCGCAAAGAAUAUACAAGGCUAUUCAAAAAUGAUAUUGAGAAAACUUGGACACCAAUUUUAGAAAUUACAAGGCAGUUUAAAAUUCAAAUGAAUGGAACAUAUCAUGUAAAACGAAGACAAUUUCCCUUAAGGUUGGGAUUGCCAAAACAAUUCACAAAGCCCAAGGCUCAACUAUGA
Ostrea edulis (European flat oyster) is the source of this 3696-nucleotide messenger RNA. RefSeq lists its product as uncharacterized. Bases 1 to 3696 code for a protein of 1231 amino acids. Lineage: Eukaryota; Metazoa; Mollusca; Bivalvia; Ostreida; Ostreidae. Gene Ontology annotation, biological process: DNA repair; telomere maintenance. The transcript is spliced from 2 exons. Gene Ontology annotation, molecular function: DNA helicase activity. The record is from RefSeq and is a predicted model, not a curated record.